Tinamus guttatus (white-throated tinamou) is the source of this 1601-nucleotide messenger RNA. The record is from RefSeq and is a predicted model, not a curated record. NCBI's taxonomy places the organism in Eukaryota, Metazoa, Chordata, Aves, Tinamiformes, Tinamidae.
AUGCGGACUCCCCCAGCCAAGCUCAUCCUGAAGGGCAGCGACUGCGAGGGCUUUGAGAAGUGCUGCACCAACGUGUGCGGGCUGCGGAGCUGCGUGGCCGCUCGCUUCGCCGAUGGCAGCCUCUCGCCGCUGGAGCUAGCUCAGGAAGCCUCGUGUGAAAGCUUCGUGUGCACCCAGCAGGGCUCUGACUGCGACAUCUGGGACGGACAGCCCAUCUGCAAGUGCAAGGACCGCUGUGAGAAGGAGCCCAACUUCACCUGCGCCUCGGACGGCCUCACCUACUACAACAAGUGCUACAUGGACGCCGAGGCCUGCAUCAGGGGAAUCAGCCUCACCAUGGUGCCAUGCAAGUACAUUUUCACCUGGCCCAAUACCAGCCCCGUGCCCCAGGAGACCACGGCUCGCCCCACGCCAGGGGCCGGCCCCGAGGUGCCCAUUCCCCCUGCCCUCUACAACAACCCCUUCCACCAGUCCGUCUACGUGGGCGGCACGGUGAGCUUCCACUGCGACGUCAGCGGGCGGCCCCGGCCCGACAUCACGUGGGAGAAGCAGAGCGACCACGAGGAGAACUUCAUCAUGAGGCCGGAUCAGAUGUACGGGAAUGUGGUCAUCACCAACAUCGGGCAGCUGGUCAUCUACAAUGCCCAGUAUGAGGACUCUGGUAUCUACACCUGCACCGCAAGGAACUCUGCUGGGCUUCUCCGGGCUGACUUCCCCCUCUCUGUCAUCAAGCGGGAGGCCAGCGGCGGGGAGCCGCGGCAGGGCAGCACCCAGCCCUUCCCCAACACCGAGUGCCUCAAGGAGCCCGACAAGCGGGACUGCGAAGCCCAUGAGGUACGCUGGCAUUUCGACGCCAAGAAAGGCUCCUGCCUCACCUUCCGCUACGGCGGGGGGGGGGGCAACCAUUUCGAGACAUAUGAGGAGUGCCGCUCGGCCUGCGUGAGCAACGCUGUCCACACCUGCCUCUUGCCCAUGGUGCAAGGCCCCUGCAAGAACUGGGAGGCCCGCUGGGCCUACAACCACCUCAUGAAGCAGUGCCACUCCUUUGUCUAUGGCGGCUGCGAAGGCAACAACAACAACUUUGACAGCAAGGAGACCUGUGAGGAUGUCUGCCCCUUCCCCAAGAACCUGCAGUGCAAGACCUGCCGCCUGAAGAACAAGAUGGUGCUGAGUUUGUGCCGCAGUGACUUUGCCAUCGUAGGACGUCUCAUGGAGAUCAUCGAAGACCAGGACUCUGGCAUUGCCCGCUUUGCCCUCGAAGAUGUCCUCAAGGACGAGAAAAUGGGCCUCAAGUUCUUCAACAUCAAGUACCUGGAAGUGACCUUGACCGACAUGGACUGGAAUUGCCCUUGCCCCAACAUGACCACAGAAGACGGUCCACUCAUCAUCAUGGGCGAGGUGCAUGAUGGUAUGGCCAUGCUGGACCCCAGCAGCUAUGUCCGAGCAGCCAAUGACAAACGCGUGAAAAAAAUCUACGAGUUGAUCGAGAAGAAAACCUGUGACCUCCUGAACAGGUUCCAGGACUAGGGCAAGGCAGGGGGCAGCAUGGACACACAGGCAUGAGGGCAGGUGUCCCCCCCGGCAGCCUCUCCGGGCAGCCA